AUGGACGACAUUCUUUUAGCAAGGCUUAGGCUCAUUAACGACAAACUCACAACGGACUUAGAAGUAAUUCCGGUUACUGUUAAUUUAGAAAAUUUAGCACAGGCUCAGAUUACCUACGGUAAAUUAGAAGCAUCACUGAAAAGACUUAACGGAGACCUGACGGAGUACUUUAGGCUGGCUUCGACACCCGCAUCUGAUGAAAUCUGCUUGAUAAGUGAACUUCAACUUCAAGCAGAAGAGACUUUAGCUGAACUUAAGGUGAAGAUCGACCAAAUAUCCACAUCAAGCAAACCAUCAGAGAAGCUGACUGAAGCGAACUCCUCGUGCAGACUUCCUAAGCUUCAGCUGCCGGUGUAUAAUGGGGAUGUACUGGCGUGGUAUGAAUUUUGGGAUGCCUUCAGAAGCAACAUCGAUGCAAGGAGCCUGCCGGAUGUGGACAAGCUUUCGUAUCUUAAGACUUCAGUCACGGAAGAUGCCAAAAGAGCCAUUGACGGUCUAGCGACUACUAGCACCAACUAUGCUAUUGCGGUUUCAAUACUGAAGGAAAGGUUCGGGAAAACUUCACAUCUCAUAGAUGCGCAUUAUGCCACAUUAUAUAAAAUUAAGAUGGCCAAAGGCAAUGCGGAUGAUUGCAGAAGGACUUUCAACGAGAUUGAAAGGAACCUUAAGAUUUUAUAA
Messenger RNA from Cydia fagiglandana, 678 nucleotides. RefSeq lists its product as uncharacterized. The record is from RefSeq and is a predicted model, not a curated record. The transcript has a single exon. Lineage: Eukaryota; Metazoa; Arthropoda; Insecta; Lepidoptera; Tortricidae. Bases 1 to 678 code for a protein of 225 amino acids.